CAUUUUGGUGUAUGUGCUUGGCUGAGGAGCCAAUGGGGCGAAGCUACCAUCUGUGGGAUUAUGACUGAACGCCUCUAAGUCAGAAUCCCGCCCAGGCGGAACGAUACGGCAGCGCCGCGGGGCCUCGGUUGGCCUCGGAUGGCCUCGAAUAGCCGGUCCCCCGCCGUCCUCGCCGCGCGCCGGGACCGGGUCCGGUGUGGAGUGCCCCUCGUCCUGGGAAAUGGGGUGCGGCCAGAAAGGCAGCCGCUCCCUCGCCCGUCAUGCAACGCACGUUCGUGGGGAACCCGGCGCUAAACCAUUCGUAGACGACCUGCUUCUGGGUCGGGGUUUCGUACGCAGCAGAGCAGCUCCCUCACUGCGAUCUAUUGAAAGUCAGCCCUCGACACAAGGGUUUGUCCGCUCGCGCCCCUGUUCCGCAGGUGUGCGGGGCUUGCGCCCAGCCCCGGCCGCCGCGCGUUUCCGCCCAGCCCGGAGGCCCCGGGCCGCGCUCCUCGCCGGGCUCCGGCCCCGCCGCGCCCCCUUCACGCCCCCCGCGCGCCGCGGCCGCAGCCAGAGCGUAUCCUGAGCCCGCCGCCCGCGCCCGGGGCUGCCGGGGAAGUUGGGGCGAGGCGGGCCGGGGAUGCACCAUGGCCUUGGCCCGGCUGGGCUCGUGGCUCGGGGAGGUGCAGUGGCUCGCGCUAGUGUCGCUCUUCGUCGCGGCCCUGGCCACGGUGGGCCUGUACCUGGCGCAGUGGGCGCUGGCCAGGGUGCGACCCCAGCCCCGGCGGCCGGCGCUGGAGCCUGGCGAGGGGCCGCGCCGGGGGUCCGACGCGCUGCUGUCCUGGAUCCUGACGCUGGGCAGCUGGAGGAGCCAGUGGCAGGCCGCCUGGGUGACCGCCCUGAACGAGGAGGCCGAGAGGAAAGGGGGCCCGCCUUUCCUGUCCUUCGAGGAGGACCCACGGCAGCAGCCCCUGGAGCUGGCGGUGGAGGCGGUCUCCAGUGUGCUCAGGUCUGCGGAGGAGAAGGUGGUGGUCUGUCACGUGGUGGGCCAGGCCAUUCAGUUCUUGGUCAGUGAGAAGCCUGCCUCGGGUGCUGGAUGCCGGCUCUAUGACGUGCGGCUCUCCCCAUUCCAUUUACAGCUGGAGUUCCACCUGAAAGAGAAGAAAGAGGACCUCCAGAUUAGCUGGUCCUUCAUGAGUGUGCCCGAAAUGGCCAUUACUGUCCAGCCCAAAGCACUGGGGGAGGACCAGGUGGCCGAGAUGCGCAUGGUGUCGGACACUCUGAAGGACCUCUUGAAGCAUUUGGUUGGUUCUGCCUCUCCAUCAGUGCUUCUGAUCACCAAGCCCAUGAAUGUACAGGAAGCUCAGAACUUAGAGUGUGCUCCGUCGACUGCUCAGGAAUCCUGUCCUCCCAAACCUCCGCGGGCUCACGAGCUAAAGCUGCUGGUGAGGAGCAUCCGCGCCUUCCUGCUCAGCGAGCCUGAUGCUUCAGGCCACAUUAACACAGUGUGCGUGGUGCAGCUGAACGAUCCUCUUCAGAGGUUCUCCAGCACCCUGACGGAAAACACCACGGACCUCACGUGGGAAGAGGAAUUCACCUUCGAGUUGAAUGCCAAGUCGAAGGAGUUAUACCUGCAGAUUUCAGAGGCUGGGCGAUCCUCAGAAGGUCUGCUGGCGAUGGCGACAGUUCCUUUGGAUUUAUUUAAGAAGCAGCCUUCUGGACCACAAAGUUUCAUGCUGACCAGCGGCUGCUCGGUGCUGGGCUCCGUCACGGCAGAGGUAGGUCAGCCCCAGGGCCAGCAUUGUAAUCAGGAUCUUCCUCUGGCAGAGUCUCCAGUGAAGACUCCCAUCAAGGUGAAGGUGAUCGAGAAGGACAUCUCUGUCCAGGCCAUCUCCUGCCGCAGUGCGCCCGUCAGCAAAACGCUUUCUUCUUCAGACACAGAAUUGUUGGUGUUGAAUGGUUCGGAUCCAGUGGCUGAAGUUGCCAUUCGACAACUCAGCGAAUCUUCAAAGCUGAAACUCAAGUCGCCAAGGAAGAAAAGCACUAUUAUCAUAUCAGGGAUCUCCAAGACCUCACUGUCCCAGGACCAUGAUGCUGCCCUGAUGCAGGACUAUGCAGCCUCCGUGGACAGUGCCCACCGGGAGGACGCCCCGUCCCAUCCGGAGGCAGCCACAGCCUCUGCCCCGCUGGAGGAAGCCGAGUCAGCCCAGGCACCCUCUGACCCCAAUCCCCAGGAGGACGAGCUAGACUCCUGGGACUUGGAGAAGGAGCCCCAGGCCGCGGCCUGGAGCGGCCCAGCCCUGCUGGACCCAGACGGUGAUGAGCUGUCAGAGAGCUCCCUGAGUGUCUCGGAGCCGGGUGCCGCCAAAAAGCAUAAAGGAGGAAUUCUAAGGAAAGGUGCUAAGCUGUUCUUCCGCCGGCGGCAUCAACAGAAAGACCCGGGCAUGAGUCAGUCACACAAUGACCUUGUGUUCCUGGAGCAGCCAGAGCAUUCCCGGAGGAAAGGGGUCACCAUCACCAAGAUCCUGAACAAGAAGCUGCUCUCCAGGCACAGAAACAAGAACGCCAUGAACGGUGCCCCCGUGGAGCCCUGCACGUAGGGACUGAGGUCACCACCGCCAAGCCAGAAGACCUGCACCCAUGUUACCACCCUCACCAGGACACAGCGAGUGUCCGCCAGGUGUCCAGAUGCCCUGCUUGUCUUGCUGGGUUUCUUCCAACCAUCUAGUCUUUUAAAGGGAAAACAAAAUCUGAGUCUCCAGCCAGGAGGCUUUCCCCAAAGAGGGCGAAAAAGCCUAACUUGCCACCAGAUGCCAAAUGAGACUUGACAGCUCCAGAGCUUGGGCCGUGCUCAAAGCUAAGAGUCAGGGCUAAAUAUUAGAAGGAGAUUAACAUUAUAAGAGAAAUAAUACACUCAAAUGGAUUGUGGAGGGCAGGUUUGAGGGACUCAGUUUACCUAUUUACACACUAACGAGUGUUGUUUUGGACCCAUGCCUGGACCAUGUCACAAAAAGGAGGUGCCCUUCUGUGCUGUCACUGUGAAUGGAAUGGGUGGGUCACCUGUCCUCAUCUGCUGCUUGGACUAAAACACGCAGCUGGCCCUGAGUACAGGGAGGUGGAACAUAGGCAGGAUUUUUAUAGAGAAAUUAUGAUAGGAAUGGGAAUGCAGUUGCACAUGUAGGAAGACAUCUGCCUUCGAUAUUAGCCAUAGAACUCGAACAUUAUAUCCUAUGCACAGUAUGCGGACACUUUUCUAAGUUUACUUUGAGCCUACUUGCAAGUGGAAGAUACAUAUAUUCUCACACAGUUUUUACAUUUUUCUCUAUUGUGUUAAAAGCUCUAAUAACACUAGUGGAGCAGUUGACAGCCAGGGUUUUUUUUCCUGCUUGUCAUACUUGCUAAACAAGAGCACAGCAGGCCUGUCGAAUGAAGUCGGGAGCCAUACGUGACCGCUCGUAGAACACAGUAACCAAACACAGACAUGGAUUUUGCCAAAUGCUGCCAGGAGCCAAAACAAAGUCCUUUUAGGGCAGUAGAGGAAGUUAUUUUGUGUCUCAGGUGUCAGUCUUAGGAAUGGAAGUUUAAAUGGGCCACACUUGGGGAAAUUCCUUCUCUGAGCACUUCAGAAUUUCGCUGUCAGCAGUACUCUUGGACACAGUUUGGGGUGCCCUUGUUUGGGGUUGUUUUGGUAGAAAACGUGAUGAACCUGGCACUCCGUUUUAAUGUCCCUAGGUAUCGUUCCAGUCGCUUUCCUCCUCAGCUGCCUUUAUACUUCACUUCAUUCACAGUUUUCACUUUGGUCCGCUCCUUCCGAAUGUGCCACUUCCAGUAGACGUGCUGGUGAACGAGCAGUCAUCACUGGGGUGAAGUGUUUUUGACAGUUUAAUGUGAUUCACUUUUCUCCAAAGAGAUGUAAAAGGCUGUUAUGAACACUUGACUUCUGUCCUGGAGAUGGAGAUGGGAGAGCUUCCUUCCACAGGCGUUCUUUAAUCCUUAAACAUUAAAUAUUUCAGAGGUCACAGAGCCUCUGGUGAGUAGAAACCUAUAUAAAGACCAAAAUUACAGGAUUUUUUUCUUUUAGGGGGAGAGAUUAGAACACUAGAUUAGGAAUUUCACUUUAAGAUGCACAUUACACACUUCUUAGGUGUUCCAGGAAUUAUCAAUUGACUUUAAAAUGACUUUUACAACCUGCUUUGUUUUUAAAAAUUAUAUUCCAAUUUUAAUGAUUUUUUUUUUUUUUUUUAAAAGCACUUGGAGUUGCAAAAUAUAUGAACACUACCCAGUUUCUGUCCCCAGAGUCAGGCACCACUGCUAAUCUUUUGGGACAGAUGUUCACUUGAAUGUUUUACUUGAGGUUUUACCGCUCUGGGCCACAUGGUAAAAAGAGCCUGAGACAGAAUUCCGAGAGGAUAUUAUGUGAUUAUGUGUCAGAAUUUCAGACACUGAUGAGAAGUUUUUAAUUGUUCUUUGUGUUUGAUUUUGGAAUUCAGGCGCACUCUAUUCAAGUGCGAGGAUGUCAGAAGCUUUUUUUAUUAAAAAAAAAAAUUUUUGGAGGCGGGUUUCACUCUGUUGCCCAGGCUUGAGUGCAAUGGUGGCUCACUGCAACCUCCCAGGUUUAAGCAAUUCUCCCGCCUCAGCCUCCCAAGUAGCUGGGAUUACAGGCCUGCGCCACCACAUCUGGCUAAUUUAUGUAUAUUUAGUAGAGAUGGAAUUUCUCCAAGUCGGUUAGGCUGGUCUCAAACUCCUGACCUCAGGUGAUCCACCUGCCUCGGCCUCCAAAAGCGCUGGGAUUAUAGGCGUGAGCCACUGUGCCAGGCCCAGAAUUUUAGAUUAAGCCUUCUUGCUCCCCUCAAAAAAGUUUUUAACCAUCCCAUUUCCAGAUGAAUCCCAUGAGCACUGCUUACUGUCAAAUACCUAGGUCUGGGGUUCUGCUUCCCAUAGACACGCUCACGUGGUCUCCAUGCUCACGUGGUCUCCAUCCAGUGGCCUUUUCUGAAGUCACAGAAAACACCAAUGUAGCAGGAAGUUGCUGAAGCACUCGCCAAGGAAACACGUAGGCUGGCUUCAGGGUAGCACCUCGAGAAAACGGGCUCUGUUGAUACUGUGAAUGUUUCUUUUCCAAGCUAUUUUAUACAGGUUUGUUUUCCCACGGUGUAGGGUAUUUAUGAUAAAGUAAGUGUUGUGAAGGUUAAAGAUCAAUUAAGAUGAUCCACCAAAUACUAAAAAUGCUGAUGUGUAAAUCACCUUUAUCGCCUCACCUCUUCUACAAGCUUCUGUGGCUUGCGGGCUUUUGUUUUUGGUGUUUGGGUGAAUGUUUUGUUGAGUGGGGUUUUAAAAGCGAUUCCUUGUGAACACUAAGGUUAAUUGUGUCUGCAUCCCUGGAACUGAGUGCUCAUGUUGGUUUUAAUGAGCUGGCAGCCCUUCCCAGUUUGCUUUGUUUAAGGAGGUGUGUCUGUUCUUUGUGGAGAAAUGAAAUGGAGCUUUAAGUGUGUGUGUGGUGUGUGCGUCUGCACACACGUGUGUGUUAUUGUAGCAAUAACAAAAGUAGCCAUCUCCUUGUUCCAGUUGAAAACCUGCUGUGAGAGUUUUGAUAGAGCACUUUAUUUUAACCAAGUUUCAAGUCUCAGUUCAAAACCAGCCCUGAUCCCUCAUGACAGCUACUCGCCAGCGGCCACUCAGUAACAAAUUGGUGCCCAUUUAGGUUUGUGCUUGGGUUUUACUGGCCACAUCUACAGAUGAGAGUUGCAGAGUUUCUUUGAGCAGAGAGGGAAAGAUCAAUUUACGCUGCUGGCCACCAAAGGCUGGUGUUUCCUGGGUAAUAGUCUCACGACUCUUAAUCUGGAAACUUCCGAGUACGAAUUGGUGGACGGUGGCAAUCAGGACAUUUAUCUCUGUCAGAUGGAAACAGACCUCCGGACUGGCAUAAACCCUGCUGCCAGGCCCUCUCCCCACUGCCCCAAACUGACCCAGACACGAUGACCAAAGCAUCCUGCACAGGGCAAGGCCCCUGCGGAAUCCUGCAGGGCAAACUCAGGUUACCCUGGGCCCAUGACCGUUUACAUUUGAAACACAGUCCACUGCCCCGUUCCCGCAGCUAGCAGCUGGGCAGUAACGCACCACGCAUCAUUUAGGCUUCUGGUUUGUUGUUUACCAAUGUUAUGUCAAAACUGCAUUUUAUAAAGAAGAAAAUGGCAGGUUUUCCAGGUCCGCGGAAAGGUUUGGCCUGACGCUGGAGUGCAAUGAUGAACUUUCGUGACAAUGAUUGUAUUCCUCAGUAGCACUUUAAACACCGAAGACAGCCCUGCACCUUGCCUGUGCACAGGCUGCGUGGGCUCCUUUGGAGAAGAUGUGGCUGGAACACAAACAAUCUUUGAAAUAAAUAAAUGUGCAUACGGAACACUA
Messenger RNA from Cebus imitator (Panamanian white-faced capuchin), 6381 nucleotides. It is a transcript of the gene C2CD2, whose product is annotated as C2 calcium dependent domain containing 2. Lineage: Eukaryota; Metazoa; Chordata; Mammalia; Primates; Cebidae. The record is from RefSeq and is a predicted model, not a curated record. The transcript has 14 exons. Bases 627 to 2579 code for a protein of 650 amino acids.